AUGGAGGAGGCUAACAACACAAGCAAGCAGGGCGAAGAAGCCGACCACACGGAGUACUUUGUACACAAGGUCCCAGGACUGUACAUUGCCAUUGAUCCCAAGAACGACAACGGUCAAACGUCGGUAGUCAGAUACGGCGAAAAUGACAGCCACAUCUACCCGGUAUGGGACUCUACAUGGGACCGGACGCCAGACACUGCUCGCAUGCCGAAAGAUCAGGCCCUUUUGAUCACCGAUGGUCCCCACAACGUCAUUGCUAUACCCGCACAGCUAGAGCAGACGGUUGCGGUGCAUCAUACCCCACCUGGGGGCCAACAGACCACUAUUUACAUACAUCCUACCGACAGUGUUGAUCAACACAUUCCAAGUUAUAUGAGGAUGCUGAGUGCCCCGGACGAGUCCGAGGAGGAGCUUGCCAAACCGAUCCCACCUUUUGUCCCUGAAUCAGGAGAGGACGAUGUACGCAGGAAGAAGCUCGGUAUGAUGGUGGAGUCUGCUUCAGAGUAUCAGGGAGGUGAUGACCAGGAGAAGAGACUCCCAUUCAUCGACUCAUCAGGUGUUACCGAUGCAUCUGGUAUUGGUCCCGGAGACUCCAGCGACGUACCAUUCCCAUACGUCCACGAGCACCAUUCAUCUAACGCGAAGCUGACAUUCGGUCCUCAAAGCACCUUACGAGUGAUCCGCGACAAAAAGGGAUACGUCGACCUUAUCCUCCACCUCAGGGAACAGGACGGCGACGCACCUCCCCAUGUCGAAUACUACCGUUUCAAGCACGACUACACGCUGCGUUUCAAUGACUACGGUGCAACGCAGCAGAAAAAACGACCGAAGACCACAGAUAGCAACACCGCUACCACAGAAGGGAAGAAGAUGAAGAGCAAGGCGAACGAGGAAACCACUGAAGGUGACACGAGUAAGAAGAAAUCCGGUGCGCCUCAGAGCGCGGAGGUUCUGUGGUAUAAGGAGUUUCACGUCUACUUCCCACCCGACCGCUGGAACACCGGAUAUCACCACGAUACCUGGACGCAUGACUACAAAGAAGGUUACGGUACAUACGAUGAAGAGCAAGCAAAACACAAUGUGGUGGCAUUCCCGGAGUUCAUGGAUGAGCUGGAGGCACGUUUCCGGGACGAGAAUGUCGAAGAACAAGAUGAAAAAGCGGGAAAGAGCAAGAGGAAAGGAAGGAAGAAAGAAAAGGCCGCAGCGAAACCUGAACUGGAAGAUGAAGAGGGAGGGAGAGUGCAGAUUUUCAGGCGCAGGAAGGAAGGAGAGGUGCUUGUUCCUGAUAUCAGUGGGAGAGUCUCAGGGGAGGAGCAAGAGCGGAUUAUGCGGGAGAGAGCGGAUGAGAAGGCGGAUGGAGACGAAGAUGGGGUUGCGGAAGAGGGGGUUGGGCAGGUCGUAGGGAAGGGGAAAGAUAAGGGUGUAGAGGAGGUGGAGGAUCAGAUGGAAACGGAAGUGGCCUUGGACUAG
Messenger RNA from Alternaria incomplexa, 1470 nucleotides. RefSeq lists its product as uncharacterized. The coding region runs from base 1 to 1470 and encodes 489 amino acids. The transcript is spliced from 2 exons. The record is from RefSeq and is a predicted model, not a curated record. Lineage: Eukaryota; Fungi; Ascomycota; Dothideomycetes; Pleosporales; Pleosporaceae.